AUGAAUAAUUUGAGUGCUUCUGGUUCUGUUGUGAAUGUCGAUGUGUUGUGGUGGUUGUUCUCGACUUUGAGGCCCUCUGGAUUUCUUCCUUCUCCUCUUUGUUUCUCUUGGGUCUCCAACUCGGGUUUGGUGGAUCUUUGGGAUCUCGGUUUCACAGCGGAAGGCUUGUUUUUCUCCUCCCCUGCCUUGACGUUUGAAGUUGCCCGGUGUUCCACUUCUCCGACCUGA
This is a messenger RNA of Arabis nemorensis, 228 nucleotides long. The record is from the annotation of a GenBank genome assembly. NCBI's taxonomy places the organism in Eukaryota, Viridiplantae, Streptophyta, Magnoliopsida, Brassicales, Brassicaceae.